AUGACACCCAGAGGAGCGCAUGUGGAGGAGCUAGGAGUCACAGAAGAUGAUGCAACUCAAACAAUUUUUGCUGACUACUUCAUUCAACUGUAUGAGUUUAGCUCUGAUAACUAUUUCAAUGCAUUCAGAACUAACAACAUGGCUACCCAGUCAGGAGCGGAUAUCUACGGAGUUUGGGUGUACGACGGCAAUGUGCAAUAUUUCACUCGCGAUCACCUCCCUCGGUUUGUUGCUGCUGCCAUUAUCCUCAUUGCCGGUGGAUUGUUUACUGUACUGCUCUUCUUUGGACAAUGGUUUCCACGCUGCUCCAAGGUUAUGAUAUGGACAAAGAACACAAAGUACACUGGCUUCAUGGAUGUGUACCAUGCUCCAUUCACUCCCAAGCAUCGCUACUGGGUGGGACUGCUCCUCUUUGCUCUGAUUGCUCAUAAUCUAGUAGCUGCCAUGGCUCCAGAUACUUCUCUCUAUGUGCUAUCAUUUGGGGUUCUAUCAGUUGGACUGAUCAGCUGGAAACCACUGAAUAAUCGUUUGUACAAAAGUAAGUUCUGUGAUUCCCUCGAAACCCUGUAUCUACUGAAUGUUGCUAUGCUUGUAUUUGGCACCUCCUAUGUCAAAGAUACCAAGAACAGUCAGUCAGCACUAGCCAAUACUUCAAUGGCUAUAUCAUUCACCUUAUUUGUGAUAACAGUCUGCUACCAUUUUUACCAAUUCGUGCUCAAGAAGAGCAAUACAUGGCUGAAGAUAGAGGACACCAUAAGAAACUUACGAGCUGGUGCUGCAGACAUGAGACUCCGACGAGCUAACAAUACCUGGGAAAUGUAUCAGUUGGUAGCCGAUGAAAAUGAUGAAGAUGAAUUACUCGAAGCAGUAGACGACUAUGAACAAAGAGACGCCUUGAACCCACCUUACACUGAUGGAGCCGUGGAAGAAGCUGACCCUGAUCGUUACAUCACUCCUCCCAUCAUCAGACCAGCCACAAGGCCGAACCAGCUGAGACUAUCCUACAUGGAUGAACUAGCCCCACUCACCACAGAGGACUACAGACCAGCCCCUCCCCCUCCAAGAGUCAACCAUCGUCCUGCUGUUACACACACAGAAAUCGGCCCCAUACGCAAUGAAGUGUGAACUGUCUUAUUUAGCUGAGGUACCUUAUCAUGUAAAUAACAUUUGUAGGCAUUGUUAAUUCCAACAGUUACUGUCGUUAGCACUUGUUUAUGUCACUAUAGUUUAAAGAGAGAUAUGCUUUUUUGUAGAUUCUUGUAGAUUUAUUUUUUGUAGAGAUUUAAUGGUUGUGGUAU
Molecule: messenger RNA, 1298 nt
Organism: Halichondria panicea
Lineage: Eukaryota; Metazoa; Porifera; Demospongiae; Suberitida; Halichondriidae
Exons: 2
Coding region: 1-1125 (374 amino acids)
Source: RefSeq, a predicted model, not a curated record